Molecule: messenger RNA, 1203 nt
Organism: Cotesia congregata
Lineage: Eukaryota; Metazoa; Arthropoda; Insecta; Hymenoptera; Braconidae
Source: the annotation of a GenBank genome assembly
AUGAGCUCUACAGAAGUAAUAUCUGAUUUUUUCAAGCAACCCGCCUACAAAAUAACUGCUCUAACUUUGAGAAUGGUCGGGCUGUGGCCGCUUCAAUCUAAGUUUGAGGGAAAAUUUUUGCGAUUUCUUUGGUAUUUUUUUAUCACGACUCAAAUGAUACCUCAAAUUUGUGUUUGCAUAACUGAUUUUGGGCUGGAAACAUUGAUGUCAACUAUUCCGCCAUUUACGGUAGCAAUUAUUGCAGGCGCUAAAAUGAUAAUUAGUACAAUUAACAAUAAUAAGAUUAUCGACCUGAUGAAAAUCAUGCACCAAGACUGGACAUCAUUGAAAUCAGAAGUUGAACAUGACAUCAUGAAGAAACACGUCGAGCAUGGACGCUUACUUACACUUUUCAUAUCAAUAUUGUACUACAAUUCGUUGAUGGUGUUCCUCUUAUUACCAGUAAGACCAAAAAUGAUGACCUGGCUAGGAUUGUCCAAAGGUCCUGCUGAUUUCGCAUUUCCAUACCCCGUUAAUUAUGGCGUCGAUCAGGAUAAGUAUUUCUACGUUAUUGAAGCGCAUAUAUCCUUUUGCUCGGCGCUUGUUAUAACACUAAUUAUCGCCGCAGAUACGUUUUUUAUCGUUUUUGUGCAGCAUGUCUGUGGAGUUUUUACAGUAAUAAGUCACCGGUUGAAACAAUUGUCAGUCUCGAAUAAUUUGAACAUCCAGUUGUAUCCAAGCAAAAGGGACGAUGAGGAAUUUUGGAUUAUUGCCAGUUGCAUCAGAAAGCAUAAUGAAGCGAUCAAGUUUACAGAGCUGCUUGAAAAUAUCUACUGCUGGAUAUUUUUCAUAAGUGUAGGCCUUGAAACAUUACUUAUGACAUUUUCUGGUGUACAGUUAGUUUCUCAAAUGGGUAACAUUGAUGAACUAUUUCGUUGGGGUCCAUUCGCCUUUGGUCAAUUAGUUCAUGUUUUUGUCGAAAACGCUAUUUCGCAGCAACUGAUUGACUACAGCGAAGGAUUUCAUGACGCGAUAGCGAUGAUAAAAUGGUACAGACUAUCUAUUCGAUCUCGAAAACUGAUAAGCUUCAUGAUCAUGAGGAGCCGCGUAACAUGUUCUAUUUCAGCCGGAAAAAUGGUUAUUAUGUCGAUGGAAACUUUUGGAAUGAUUUUGAAAACAACCAUGUCGUACUUUACACUACUUACUUCUGUUCAAGAAGAAUAA